AACUAUACUAUAUUUAUGUUAUUUAAUGAUUUCAAGAUGGCACAAAAAUCAGCUGGUGGUCGUGAUACUCGUUUUCUGCGUGAUGAGAUCCGCCAACUGGAAAAACAAUUAGAGCAAAAAGAGAGACGGUUGACAGAUACAGAAAAAGAACUGGAAAAAGAGAAGAAAGUGAAUGAACAGCUUGCUCUUCGAAAUGAAGAUACUGAAAAUGAAAACAUCAAAUUAAGGAGAGAGAAUGAACAGUUGCGUCAGGAUGUGGUUGACUAUCAGAGGCAAAUAGAUUCUCAAAAAGAAACAAUUCUGUCGCGAAGAGGAGAGGAUUCUGAUUACAGGUCACAGUUGUCCAAAAAGAACUUUGAGCUUGUCCAGUAUUUGGAUGAAAUUCAGAAUUUGACAGAAGCUAAUGAGAAGUUAGAUAUUCAAAACCAAGAAAUGAGGAAGAAUCUUGAGGAAUCAGUGCAAGAAAUGGAGAAGAUGACUGAUGAAUAUAACAAAAUGAAAGUAAUUGUGCAGCAGUCUGAUAUUGUUAUGGAUCAGUUAAAAAAAGAGAAAGAACAGUACAAAUUGCAAGUUCGAGAGCUUUCAGACCAGCUGAAAGCCAAAAAUGAGGAAGAUGAUCCGCUCAUAGCAGCUGUAAAUGCAAAAGUUGAAGAAUGGAAGAAAAUCUUAGCUUCAAAAGAUGAUGAACUCCUAGAACAUCAGCAAAUGUUAUUUGACUUGAAAGAGAAAAUGAAAAUGGCCCAACUUGAUGUUGACAGAAACAAUAUAUUGGCCCUUCAGCAG
Apaloderma vittatum (bar-tailed trogon) is the source of this 783-nucleotide messenger RNA. RefSeq names its product centrosomal protein of 290 kDa-like. Lineage: Eukaryota; Metazoa; Chordata; Aves; Trogoniformes; Trogonidae. The annotation marks the transcript as partial. Gene Ontology annotation, biological process: camera-type eye development; kidney development. The transcript is spliced from 6 exons. The record is from RefSeq and is a predicted model, not a curated record.